Messenger RNA from Chaetomium globosum CBS 148.51, 738 nucleotides. RefSeq lists its product as uncharacterized. The coding region runs from base 1 to 738 and encodes 245 amino acids. NCBI's taxonomy places the organism in Eukaryota, Fungi, Ascomycota, Sordariomycetes, Sordariales, Chaetomiaceae. The transcript has 2 exons. The record is from RefSeq and is a predicted model, not a curated record.
AUGUGUAAUUUCCUGCCGAGUCAGCCCGGACUGGUUGCCCCACACGGGCGGGCCGUACCCGGUCUUCCGAACGCCCCACUUAUCCGGCCAACCGCCCGGUGGCCGACCGACCAUACCCUGAGACACACAAACCCAGGUCUGGCCAGGAGAAGGCGUUUCAACACGUGCAGCGAGCAAAACCAGAUCCCAUUCACUUCCCGCAGCGCGGCAGCGGGAUUGAAAAGCAGGGAGCCGGAUCUCGCGCCGCGCCACAGCGAUGCCGCAACCCUUGCCGGCCGCGAACACAUGGAAACCGUCCGACGGAUAAUCACCCGCACAGUAACCCAGAACAGCCGCCAACCAGCACCCACAAGAGACAGCAACGACCGCGACGACGACAACGACGACGAAGAAGACACAACCAACCGCCGACCAACCCGCGACUCCACCACCACAACAACAACAACCACCACCACCACCACCACCAACCAAACCUCACCCCAAACCAGCCCAACAAGCAACAGCCUCUCCGCCGGCACCGCAGCCGGAAUCACUGCCGCCGCCGUUGCAGGAGUGGCCAUCAUCGCGGCCAUCGCCUUCCUCUUAUGGCGACGACGGCAAGGCGGGAUCCGCGGCGCGGUCGUCACGGGCGACUACCCGCGAAGUAUGGGUGGGGGGAGUCGGGGCCGUGGUAUGGAGGAAGGGGGAGAAGGGGGGAGCGAAGAUGCUUCCGCCGCCGCCACCGCCGCCGCCUCCUAA